Molecule: messenger RNA, 575 nt
Organism: Bacillus rossius redtenbacheri
Lineage: Eukaryota; Metazoa; Arthropoda; Insecta; Phasmatodea; Bacillidae
Gene: mRpL54
Product: large ribosomal subunit protein mL54
Exons: 3
Coding region: 81-485 (134 amino acids)
Cellular component (GO): mitochondrial large ribosomal subunit
Molecular function (GO): structural constituent of ribosome
Source: RefSeq, a predicted model, not a curated record
AUGUUCUAUGAGAUUCGUUUGUUUUUAAAAGUAAUUUUUGAACAAGUUAGCGAGGCUGAUAGGAAUUUAAAAAUUAUAAUAUGAUUAAGAAUAUAAUAAAUGGCUCAUUAUGCAUAACGUACUGUCGGACUUGUGUUUUAUUGAGGACUUUUGCAAAGAGCACAGAUACGAUAGGAAUUGCGUCGCUUGGGAAGAGUAAGAAGAAACUAGGCAAAAUAGGUCCUAUGGUCGAGAAGAAGGUGCUGCCUGUAGAGACAGAUCCACACAAAUUGGCCAACUUCGUGUGUGGUAGUAACUUGAUGAAGGAAGGCUGUGACAUUCCCAUCAAACCAGACUCUGAGUACCCAGAUUGGCUGUGGAGCUUGAACACAGGCAAGCCACUCCCACUGGAGGAGCUGGAACCUGACUCAAAGCUGUACUGGAGAAGAUUGCGUAAGAUGGCGCUCAGGAAUAACAGCGCAAAGAAGAAAUUGAAACCCUUUUGAAGGUGUUGAUUCUGCAUAUUUUAGUUUCUGUUUUGUAAUUUUUUUUUUGUGUAUAAAUGACAUUACUUAAUAAAGAUCUGUCAGACCAUA